Acaulospora colombiana is the source of this 642-nucleotide messenger RNA. NCBI's taxonomy places the organism in Eukaryota, Fungi, Glomeromycota, Glomeromycetes, Diversisporales, Acaulosporaceae. The record is from the annotation of a GenBank genome assembly.
GAAUUUUGGUCUCAGCUUUGUGCUGAACACGGUAUUAGUAAAGAUGGUAUCUUAGAAGACUUUGCAACAGAAGGCGGAGAUCGAAAAGACGUGUUCUUCUAUCAGGCCGAUGAUGAACAUUAUAUUCCUAGAGCGUUAUUGUUGGAUUUAGAACCAAGGGUUAUCAAUAACAUAUUGGCCUCACCAUAUUCAAAUUUAUAUAAUCCCGAAAAUAUCUAUUUGUCAAAAGAUGGUGGUGUUGCCGGUAAUAUUUGGGCAUAUGGAUUUUCACAAGCUGAAAAAGUUUGUGAAGACAUAUUUGAAAUGAUUGAUCGCGAAGCUGAUGGAAGCGAUUCUCUCGAGGGAUUCAUGCUUCUUCAUUCUAUCGCUGGAGGAACUGGUUCUGGAAUGGGGUCCUUUCUUUUGGAGCGACUCAAUGAUCGAUACCCUAAGAAGUUGAUUCAAACAUACUCCGUAUUUCCCAAUAACGAAGAAGUUUCAGAUGUAGUUGUUCAACCUUAUAACAGCAUCCUGACUUUAAAGAGACUUACCAAUAAUGCGGAUUGUGUGAUCGUAUUGGAUAAUGCAGCUCUGAAUAGGAUUGCAUGUGAUCGUCUUCAUAUUCAAAAUCCUACAUUUACUCAAACAAAUCAAUUGGUAUGA